Molecule: messenger RNA, 2532 nt
Organism: Miscanthus lutarioriparius
Lineage: Eukaryota; Viridiplantae; Streptophyta; Magnoliopsida; Poales; Poaceae
Source: the annotation of a GenBank genome assembly
AUGAGGACCGCGCUGAAGUACAUGGAGAGGCAGGGGGCGCCUGUCGACGUCUGCGACAGCCGUUGCCUGGGGUUCACCGUGCUUGAGGAGCUGGACUUCGGGCGGCCAAUGCUGGACGUGUUCUUCUCCCUGCGGCACGACGAAGGCCUGCGGUUUCCGAAGCUGUACUUGGUUAAUGUACUGAUCCACAAUGGGACAGUCAAUCCGCACCAGCUGACGUCUGAGUUCUUCAGUUUGCUGAGGAGGGCACGUGAAGAUGUCAAUGUUGCUGCGUUGCCAGAAUUGUUUGGUACAAAGCUUCAAGUUUGUAGUAAUCCAUGCUUGAGGUUGAAGAACGCGCAGGAUAGGGCGACCAAGAAUCUCAAUCUUCUCUUUCGCCGGAGCAGCAGAAAGCUUGGUGAUUACAAUGCUGAGCCUUGUGAGGUCAAUGAGUAUCUUGAAGAUGUCAUUCAUAAUGGAUACAAUUCCUCUGAUGGAAUUGGGAUGAUCAUGCAGGACCUUGCAUUAGAAGUUGCCGAGAUGUUACCAUUGACGGAUAACUAUGCCCCAUCUGCUUACCAGAUUAGAUAUGCAGGGUUCAAGGGUGUUGUAGCUGUCUCGACGGGACAAAAUGAUGGGAUGCGGAUGUCUCUUAGGCCAAGCAUGAGGAAGUUUGAGUCUGCACACUCUGUGUUAGAAGUGGUAUCCUGGACAAAGUUUCAGCCAGCUUUCUUGAACCACCAGAUUAUGACAUUGCUGACCAGCUUGGGUGUCCCGGAUGCUGUUUUUUGGCAAAUGCAGGAAGCGAUGCUAGGCAAUCUCAAAAGGAUUUUAUCAAACAACAAUGUGGCGUACAAGGUUGUGACAAACUCAUGUCAUGAGCAUGGAAGUACCGCGGGACUGAUGCUGAGUGCUGGCUUUGCUCCUGCAACUGAGCCACACCUGAGGGCAAUGCUAUUGGCCAUCUGCGCCUCACAGAUGCAGGGUCUUUUGGAUAAAACAUGGAUUUUUGUGCCAAAGGGAAGGUGGUUGAUGGGCUGUCUUGAUGAACUUGGGAUCCUUGAGCAAGGACAAUGUUUUAUCCGGGUCUCAGCACCAUCACUCAACAACUGUUACGUGAAUCGUGGUUUGAUAUUUCCGUCGGAAUACAAAAACAAUGCAGAGAUUAUUGUUGGUACAGUUGUAAUGGCGAAGAACCCAUGCCUUCAUCCAGGGGAUGUUCGUAUCCUUGAAGCGGUGGAUGUCCCUGAACUGCAUCACCUUGUUGAUUGCUUGGUCUUCCCCAAGAAAGGGGAGAGGCCACACGCCAAUGAAGCUUCUGGUAGCGAUCUUGAUGGCGACAUCUACUUUGUGACGUGGGAUGAAAAUCUUGUACCUCCCGGGAGAAAGAGCGGCGCCCCUAUGGACUACUUCCCGGCUAAAACGAAACAACUACCACGUGAAGUACAUCAAUCUGAUACCAUUGAUUUCUACUUGGAGAGCAUGGUAAACGACAACCUUGGUCGAAUAUGCAAUGCUCAUGUUGCUCAUGCUGAUCGGAGCGAUGAUGGAGCAAUGGAUCCGAAGUGCAUUCAGUUGGCCGAACUCGCAGCUAUUGCUGUGGACUCCGCGAAGACUGGGGAAAUUGUGAGAAUGCCACCAUCCCUUUCACCAAAAGAAUAUCCUGACUUCAUGGGAAAGGAGGAUGCCAUCUCCUACAAAUCGAAAAAGAUCCUUGGAAGGCUUUAUCCAUCAAUUCUAGGGGAAAAUGGCGAUGAUUUUGUGUCACAAGGUACAUGCAUUUCAAAUGAGACUCCCUAUGACAUUGAUCUAGAAGUUCCUGGUGCCUUAAGUUUACUUGAGGAUGCUUGGCAAUGUAAGUGCCUGUACGAAGCACAGCUAAAUACCCUGCUCAGUCAAUAUGGUGUGCGUAGUGAGGCUGAGCUUGUGACAGGGGAGAUAUGGUCACUUGUCGGAUAUAACAAGAAGUAUCAAUAUCAAUUAAAAGAGAGGCUCAACUACGCAUAUUCCAAACUCCACCAAGAGUUCCGAAGUAUCUUUGAAAGCAUUGAUGUCUCCUAUGGUGACAACAAAAACCUAACAUAUGAGAUGAAGGCAUCCGCGUGGUACCAAGUAACGUAUCACCCUGAAUUUAUCCGAUUAAGGGAGCCUGAUGAUGAGAAAACACCCGCAAGACUUAGUUUUGCAUGGAUUGCAGUUGAUUACUUGGCACAAAUAAAGAAAAAGUGUCUUGGAGAAAUGAAAGUUGAAGAGGGAAGUUCCAUUUGCAUUAUCUUUGAGCGUGGCUGCAGUUCGCGAGGUACAAUCAUUGCCGUCGUUGCUGAAAUUUCAUCGAAAAAGGUGCCGGCGUGGCUCUGCGGUGACGGCGCGCCGGCGCUGGUGCUCGGGCCGGCGGUUCUUGCGGCCAAGAUCGCCGCGUGCUGCGUCUGCGCGGCCUUCUACUACGAUUGCCGGAGGCGGCAUGACAGGGUCAGUGACGGUGGUGGUACAUUGAAGCUUGAAGGGAUGUCGAAAUGCUGUGAGAUUGAUGCUUGGGACAUGGCAGAUGAAUGA